This is a messenger RNA of Nanorana parkeri, 602 nucleotides long. RefSeq names its product GINS complex subunit 2 (gene GINS2). Gene Ontology annotation, biological process: DNA replication; double-strand break repair via break-induced replication. The transcript has 6 exons. Lineage: Eukaryota; Metazoa; Chordata; Amphibia; Anura; Dicroglossidae. The record is from RefSeq and is a predicted model, not a curated record. Bases 22 to 579 code for a protein of 185 amino acids. Gene Ontology annotation, cellular component: GINS complex; nucleus.
AGCAGUGGGCGGGGCUCAGAGAUGGACGCCUGUGAGGUGGAGUUCCUGGCGGAAAAAGAGAUGGUCACCGUCAUCCCCAACUUUAGCCUGGACAAGGUCUACCUCAUCGGGGGUGAUUUGGGUCCGUUCAAUCCCGGCCUGCCUGUCCAGGUCCCUCUCUGGAUGGCCAUCAAUCUGAAGCAGAGGCAGAAAUGUCGCAUCGUCCCCCCGGAUUGGAUGGAUGUGGAAAAGCUGGAGCAGAUCCGGGACACGGAACGUCGGGAGGAGACCUUCACCCCCAUGCCAAACCCGCAUUACAUGGAGCUCACUAAAUUGCUGCUGAACCUCGCCUCAGACAACAUCCCGAAAGCUGACGAGAUCAGGACGCUUGUCAAGGACACGUGGGACACGCGAAUCGCCAAACUCCGGCUGUCCACGGACAGCUUUGUGCGGGAACAAGAAGCUCACGCUAAGCUGGACAACUUGACGCUGAUGGAGAUUAACACCAUCUCGACUUUUUUCACCGAGUCCCUCAACCACAUGUACAAACUACGGACCACCCUGCAGACCCCGGAGGAUGGACAGUCCCAGGAAUACUGACUCGCCCACCGUGGCAGACUAAU